UAGCGCGUGCUAUUGUUUUUAUUGAAAUAAUCAAUUCGAAUUUUUUUUGUUUUAUUACUAGAAUCAUAUUGUUUGCCAAUAGCUGGUCAAAGUUUCUUUUUUCUUUUUCACAAACUACUUGUAAUUUGCUAUAGACAUAGAAAAGAACGCUAUUAUCGUGAGACAAAAUUUUUAAAGCAAUGAUCAAGGAUUUAAUAUAAUGAUCAAUGGCAAGAUUAAACAGCUGCAAUGCCCCGAGUACAUCAUCAAGCAUACAAUGAGCAGAACCUAAACUAGGAUGGAUAGGAGUAUUCAAAUAAUACUUAUAAAGUAUACAUAACACUUUUCUGGAUAGUUCACUUGCUUUUUCGAAGGCACCUUCGGCUAAACAGACGCUAGUCUCAUGCAUGUAGCAAAAUGCUAUGUGUUAUUGGUCUUGAUCUUGAUGUUCAUUGGAAUUCAUUUGCCACAUGGACAGUGGUUUUUGAUAUGAUAUAUGAGCUCGUCUGUAUUGUUUUCUAACUACGUAAACAUGACCAAUUUCAUCAUACACAGAUGCAACUUCCGCACAAUGAGUCUUCGAAUUGAUCGUUGCAAAAGUUGUAAGUGAUCUUUUGUACCAAUGCAAGCUUUGCCCAUAAUGAUGUUGACCGCUUGCAAUGUUGCCCAUGAUUAGUUGACAUUGUACUUGUUCAACAAGAUUAGUAGGUGGAAGUUCUAGUAGAAUAUGUCGAAAUAACUUGGAUGCAAAUUUGUACUUUUUCAUAUUGCAAAGAAGUAAACCAAAUGAACUGAGAGGUAACUCAAUUUCCUCUUUGUUUGCAUAAUUAUAACGUAAGCGAUGAAAAAGAUAUUUUAAUUCAUGUUCCUCUUCGUUGCUCAAUCUCAUUUUCAUUAUCCAGAUAGGAUAAUGUCCAUCAUCCUGUUCUUCACAGUGAACGCUCUUCAGAUAAAAGAUUGAGCCAACAUCGAAAAGAACUUCUUGUUCUUUAGGUAUCGCAGAAUUUUCUUCAAUAAUAGCAAAUGGUUUACUUCUACACUUUGGAUCAGCAUCAAUAUCGAAGAUAACAAGUUCUUCAUCACCGUCUGUUGUCUGAAUUUUUUGUAUCGCCUAGAUAUUGCAUCGCUACAUUUCUAUCGAGUGUUGUUGAUAAAAACGGGGUGUAGAUGUGAGUAUUACUAUGUCCCACACCCACACCCAAAUAAGAACACCAAAACAUGCCUCUGCAAGUGACAUUAGGUUACCAUAGCCGUAUCUUAGGACAGGAACAAGGAAUAGGUCUGAAACUUUCACAAUAAACCACUCUCAUUGAGACCUCAUUCUAUACAAAGUUUCAAGUAUGGGUGUGGGUAUUGUUCUUUUCUUCCGCAACACCCAUACCCACACCCACCCACCACUUACACCUCACACCCACACCCACACCCCACAUCCACACCCUGAAAGCGAGUUUUAUUCUUGUAUUGAAAAGCGGAAAGAAUGCGGAGAGUGGAAAAAUCAGGAGAAAGGCCAAAUAGUGGAAGAAAUAGCAACCCUGUUUUAAGUGAACUAGUGUUAAUCUACCAACCAUGCCUAAUACUUUUUUCCAAUAAGAAAUCAAACGUAUCGUCUCUUAUGUAAUACAAACUUUUUUUAUCAAACCAUAUACACCUAAAAUAUGACACCUAUGAUUUUAUUGGAUUCCGGAAUAAAUAUGAACUUUUCACGGGCAUUUUCUCGGCAUUAGACAGAAAGACAUUGUUUCCGCUCUCAUUGGCGAUUGAACUACUUGGCAUGUAGAAGUUGUUGAUUUAGAAUAGAAUUCAUCUCAUUCACUUUUCACCGUGUUUGACCUGUACGUGUUAAAUAAGAAGAAAAAAAAAUUAUUCGAUCGGUUAUUCGUUAAUUGAUAGUAAAUUUAGACUAAACAUAGAAAUGCUCAUUGUUUUCAUUGACGACAUCGGUCAGAUAGAACAGAUGAAUAUAGAUAUACAUUCAUAAGAAAAGCAAGAAAAAAACGAAUGACAAGCAUAAAUAUGGAACAUUCAGGUGUUCAACUUGAGGAUUUACCAGAUGAAAUUCUUCUGAUUAUUUUCCAAAAAUUAUACAAUUGCGAUGUACUUUAUUCUUUCAUGGGCCUUAAUCAAAGACUUGAUACAAUUCUCUACGAUAGAAUUUUUACAAGAAAUUUAUCAUUAAUAAAAUAUGUUCAUAGGUCAUCAUAUCAAUUUAAUAUAAUACUUGAUCGAUUUUCUCUUGAAAUUUUACCUAAAAUCAAUGAUAAAAUUGAACGACUUAGUAUUGAAUCAUCAUUUAUUAAACGUAUUCUUCUGGUAACAAACUAUCCUAAUUUACAUGCUCUUGAUUUAUAUGACUUUGAACCUGAAACAGCCAGUACACUCUUCCGUCAAGCAACUACCCAAUUUAAAAUACUUUUCGCUAAUCCAUGA
Rotaria sp. Silwood1 is the source of this 2406-nucleotide messenger RNA. The record is from the annotation of a GenBank genome assembly. Lineage: Eukaryota; Metazoa; Rotifera; Eurotatoria; Philodinida; Philodinidae.